This is a messenger RNA of Xenia sp. Carnegie-2017, 3219 nucleotides long. Its product is annotated as DNA-binding protein RFX7-like. The record is from RefSeq and is a predicted model, not a curated record. NCBI's taxonomy places the organism in Eukaryota, Metazoa, Cnidaria, Anthozoa, Malacalcyonacea, Xeniidae. Gene Ontology annotation, biological process: regulation of transcription by RNA polymerase II. Gene Ontology annotation, molecular function: DNA-binding transcription factor activity, RNA polymerase II-specific; RNA polymerase II cis-regulatory region sequence-specific DNA binding.
GUUUGUAAUUGUUCGGACCAUGUGGUGUAUUUUGGGUUUUAAGUCCUACCGAUUGUACGAGAUGGGGUCAAUGUAGCAAAUUGAGGCGAGAAAUCCAUGAGGUGCUAAAAUUGUUCUGGUAACGUCGUUGGACUUUUUAGAGAACCGUAAAUGGCAUGACAUGAAGGUUGUAGGUCGAUAGCUGGCAAUUCGCUUAGAUUUCUAUGGUUCAUCGACUUUCCAUAACUUUAGAUGUCGUCUUUGUGUUAAUACCCCCCAAACACACACAGAGAAUUUGUGAAGAUCGAAAGCUUAGCUUAGUCGUCAAACCAUAGCUUAAAACGUAAAUGAUUUCAGAGGCGGCUCAACUAACCAAUGAGACGGAAGUUAGCGAAAAUACCGAGAGGGGAAAUCGUUCUUCUCUAGAGUCAUCGCUUUUGGAGACCGUAAGGGAUGAAAUCAAAGAAAAGAUAGAGAAAAUUUUGGUCGACGUCCAAUUGUGGUCUGACACUGAGAAGUUGCUGCUCUACCUUAAAUUGCCCGGUAGUAAAUAUGGUGAAAAAAACAGAGACGAACAAGACCCUUACGCGAUACCUUUGUCGACGACCAGAGCUGAACAAACUCAAGCAUUUCAUUGGAUACGUUGCCAUUUAGAUGAAUGCGAAAAUAACUCCACUUUACCAAAACACGAAGUUUACGAUGAAUAUAGAGCGUAUUGUGACAGCGUUAAUGCCGUACGAGUUCUCAGCGCUCCGGAUUUCGGCAAGAUCAUAAAAUGUGUCUUCCCGAACGUGAAGGCGAGGAGACUGGGAACAAGAGGAAAUUCCAAAUAUUGCUAUAGUGGUAUUCAAAAAAAGCAAAUUGUCAAAUCACCACAGCUUCCAAAUCUCGUCGCACCAGUUGGCGGGAACUCGGGUAAUUCGUCGUUAUCACUAAACGGCGACAAAAUUGGUGAGGAACAAACAUUAAUAGCGGCAUGCGAUCUUGUUUGCGAGUGGGCAAACAAACUCUUGGGUCGUGUGUUCACUUCACUCAUAGAACUUGGAAAAUUAGUCGGUGGCAGUUAUGUUUCCAAUAAAUCCAUGGCCUCGUUCGUUGUGAUGUCUGGAAGCAACACUAGAUCAUAUGGAAUAUUAACUCUCACUGGCCGUAAAACCAACGAAGAAGAAGAUUCGACCAGCCUUAAACGCAAGCAUACUCAACAGCAUUUGCAACGAAAAAUCCAAGAACGUCAGGAACAUAAGCAACAACAGCAACAGCAACUCAACUUGCUACUCCAUCCGUCAACCCCAACUGGCAAGCAAUUCACGCCUAUUUUACCUCAAACGCACAAGGUCAACGAAGUCACCCUUGUCAAUGGCAUUCGAAUUCAGACUAAGCCUCAACAGCUUCAACUAUCGCCAAAGCUGAACAUUACUGGCAACCCGCACACAUCUGGCACACCUGUUAUUUUUAAUCAAAACACUCAGAAGACCAUUGGUCAUCUGCCCCCAUCUACUAAUCACAGUCCAGGCACUCCAUCCAUGAAAAGUCCCAGUGUUCAAUCUCCUUAUAAAACAAAGUCUCCUAAGCGCAAUGGUCCACUCACCCCACGGACCGGAACCAUAACAUCGAGCCCCGUCAGUACAACCCCGAAGUACACUCCUAACGGUGAAAUCACAAGAUUUGUCUUUACUCCAAUAAAUAAUGGAAUACCAGAGAAUAAGACCAUUUUACAUGGAGACAACUUAAGUCCACCUGCGCUGAAGAGACCCACUGCAACUCACCCUGAAGCAAGCAGCAACUGGAGUUCUCAUUCGAAGACUACACUUCGUUUAAAUGCCCCCAUAUUAGAGUUUGACCAACCUUUAUUACUCAAAGUUACUUCAGGGCCUAAUCGAUAUUCUCCAUUGCAAAAACAACAGAACAUGCGCAGUCUAAACAAAGUACGAACGCCAAUAUCAUCUCGCGACUCAAGAACAUUCCGGUAUCAGGUUGCUAUGCAACGGCCAUCGUCCUGUAAUGUAACCUUACCGACUAUUCCAUCCAAUUCUCAAGCGGCAAUGCAGGGCCUUUCUCAUUCAUCGCAAAACGCCUCCCUUCAGUUUAGAAACAUGAUGACGUCAGACUGUCGUUUUCCAAAAGCAACGACUCCAUGUUCUCCAACUCAACAAAUUCCCGUCAACCAGACUCUACUUGAUCAUCUACCAUCGGAGGAGGAACUGGAAGCUCUCUGUAGUCAACUAACGAACAAUAACGCAACCGCUGUACAAGCAAACCGAUGUCAGUCUGUUCCACCUCUCACUCAAAACUUACAAAACAUGAACACAAGCUUUCAACUGCUGACGCCGCAAGCCGACGGUCGUCAUCAGUUCGUCGCGCCACGCAUGGCAAACAUGUUAAGCGCAAAUUGUCAUCUGAUCAACACCAACGGCAGCUUCUUGAAUACAAAUGGUCACGUGUCUAAUGCUGGCACGCAAGUGGCUCUAGGCGCAUCAAGUGCAAAUGAAUGCGCGAGCAGUCCAAGCGUUCUUUCGACUAACAGAAACGCUGAUGAACUUAAGCAACUUAGAAAUCGUAUUUUACACGGCGAUACAAACAACAACAGCGGAGUACGUGAUGUACUUCAUGUAAACGGAACAGCUGCGUACGGUUCUCACCGUGCAAAACGUAAUUUAAUGGCAGAGCUGGAGAAUCCAUCCACUUGGACAAUGCCAACUUCCACUUUUCAGCAAAACAAGCAACAAAAUGUGACGUAUGACCCAUUAGCCGGGUUAGGUUUUGACGAGUUUGCGAUCGACACAUCAAAUGCUAAUUUAGAUAUUUUAGUGAAUGAUAUUUUGGUGGAUAACAAUGCGUUUCCUACGUCAUGGGGUACCAACGCGCCCGCAGUCACGUUGGACUAGUGUAUGCAACAGCUUGCUCAAGAUUUCUACUGACUGCAACGUUACACAAAGUUUACUAAGAGAUUCGUUUUACUUCUAUUUAUUAUUAUUCUUAAUGCUUGUACACAUUGUAAAAGGAAGAGGAGUUUUACGGGAAGAUUAUAUAUUUUAUUUCGUGCACAUUUUUUGAAAAUGCUAAAAUUACUCUGCUUUUAGAAGUUGAGGAAUAUGUGUAAUAUUAGUGCAUAUGAAUAUUUUAACCUGUCUUGUUUUGACGAAAAUUUUUUUGUAACCACUCAGUCUUCGUCAGAAACAAUUGUUUGUACUUAUUAAUGAUUACAUGAAGUAUGGAUUAAAAUGCUCGUUUUCUUGCUUA